Molecule: messenger RNA, 3518 nt
Organism: Venturia canescens
Lineage: Eukaryota; Metazoa; Arthropoda; Insecta; Hymenoptera; Ichneumonidae
Gene: Shark
Product: SH2 ankyrin repeat kinase
Exons: 13
Coding region: 563-2812 (749 amino acids)
Biological process (GO): protein phosphorylation
Molecular function (GO): protein binding; ATP binding; protein tyrosine kinase activity
Source: RefSeq, a predicted model, not a curated record
ACAUCGAUUGUAGAUCAUUUAUCAUUUUCUAUGGACGCAUGGAUAUACUGCGUAGGCAAGCCACGAGAGAGUGAACCUCGUUCGUUCUCACCGUUCUCUCACACACAGCACACAGCAUGACGAAUAAUAAUGGCCAUUUAAAAUAAAUGCAAUUUUCCAAUGAACCCGGAGCUGGAGUUAUGUAGACACAAGAAAAUUCGCUCUGAGUGUGCGUCCGUUUUAUUUGGUCUCGGUGUUAUGCGUCAGCUUGUACGAGUUUAACCCACUGUUCAUCGUUAGUGCCAAGCGCACGGUGGUGUCUUCCUUUUUUGACAGUUCCCACGUUAGGAAAAAAUUUCCUAAAAUUCAGCUCAGACUUAACAUUCGAUUUCUAUUCUCAAUUCGCAAAGACAAUUUUGUCAGAAUUCAAUCGCGUGCGUGUACAGGUGACGGAUAAACUCUCAGCGCACUUUUGACGUUUCGGAUGCUGUCUAAAGAUCAAACAGACAUGAAAAGUUUUCUCGCAUGUAGAAAUCGUUAAGAAUAAUUGUAAUUGUCAAAAAAUUUUCUCGAUUCAACGAGGAUGGGAUCCGAAGAAGAUUUAUGCUGGUUCCAUGGUAAUUUGUCGCGAGAAGGUGCUGAAAAUCUGCUGAAAUCAGAAGAGUACGAAGAUGGCACUUUCCUUGUCAGAGAAAGCAGCACAUCGUCAGGGGAUUACGUUCUGUCUGUACUUCACGAUGGCGAAGUUAUUCACUAUCAGAUAAGAAAGCAUGGAGAAGAUGCUUUUUUUUCAAUUGAUGACGAAACGACGAUUCAUGGUCUUGAUACUCUCAUAGAAUAUUAUCAGGAAGGUAAUCACAGUCUUGAAAUAAAGUUGACGACUCCAUGCAAAGGUAUUUCUCCUCCACACGAUACAAGAAGACACGGAAGAACAAAUCUGUUGCACAGAGCUACGAUACAAGGGAAUUAUACUAUUGUUUCUGAGCUGUUGAAAUGUGGAUACAGAAGUCUAGAGGCUAAAAAUCAAUUGGGACAAACGGCUGUACAUUUGGCUGCUAAAGAUGGGGCGGAUGAGAUUCUCAAAAAGUUAAUAGAAAACAAAGCCAGUGUGAAUUGUCGAGAUUCCGCUGGCUACACACCCCUGCACUACGCUUGCCAAAGUAAUCUACCCAGCACUGUGAGAAUUCUCAUCAAUGGAGGCGCGAAUGUACAGGCGAGACACACAGAAACAGGUAUGGUACCACUACACGAAGCUGCAAGCGCUGGUCACAAAGAAGUCAUUCAAGUUUUACUGUCGAUGAACGCACCGGUAAAACCGCGUACUCUCGCUGAUGACAUUCCUGCUGACCUUGCAAGAAGAAACGGACACACAGAAUGUCUGAAACUUUUGCGCAAUUACGAAAGUCCAACACCAAAGGAGAAAAGAAGCGACUGGUAUCAUGGCACUUUAGAUCGACAAGAAGCGAUUGCCUUGCUUCACAAACACGGAGAUCGCGAUGGUUCCUUUCUCGUUCGAUUUAGUGAUCGACGUGGGGGAACUUACGUUCUCACCGUUAUGUAUCAUCACCAAGACUUUCAUUUCCAAAUAAAGAAACAAAACGAGUGUCUCUUCAUCGACAACGGUCCUUAUCUAUCCUCGCUCGAACACGUCGUCGAUCAUUAUCGUUGUAUGCCAGACGGAUUACCAGGACCGUUGGUUUACCCAAUACCGCCGGGACCAAGACCUCCGAUACCGGAAAUGCCACCCUCAAUUUUUAAUGGCAAUACAUUGUCAAAAAAGAGAGGUUCGUGCCCCAAAACGAGUUACACCGAAUCACGUCUUCCGGAAACGUCGAGCACGGGAUUUGCAACCUCUUGCCAAAAUAUCACUUUUCAAAUGGAUAUUAGACCUGAAAUCAAUCUAUCGAAUAACGAGCCUAUGGAUAUUAGAAGAAGGUCGUUGGAAACGAAUCUGAACUAUCCAGUAACGCCUCUCAUCCAAGACUUUAUACCCGGCGAAAAUUUGAUUCUCGGAGAGGUACUCGGCGAAGGGGAAUUCGGUGCCGUGUACGAGGGGGUUUACAUCGGUGUGAAUGGCACCUCUGAGUCCGUUGCUAUAAAAACACUCAGAGAGUCCCACAAUAAUGCAACACGUGACGAAUUCCUCCGGGAAGCGCGUCUCAUGACGACCCUAAAACAUCACUGUGUCGUCAAACUCAUUGGUUUCUCCGAAGGCCCACCAUUGCUGAUGGUGCAAGAGUUGGUGCCUCUGGGAUCGAUGCUAGCAUAUUUACUGGAAUUCUCCGACAGGGUGAAUCCGAAUUAUGAACUGAAAAUCUGGGCUUCGCAAAUAGCGAGUGGAAUGAUGUAUCUGGAGGAGAUGAGACUCGUACACCGGGAUCUUGCAGCUAGAAAUAUAUUGCUGGCUUCGAGGCAUCAGGCUAAAAUCAGCGAUUUUGGAUUGUCGAGAACUUUUGGUUCGAGCGAUUAUUACAAAGCGACCCAGGGUGGAAAAUGGCCGAUAAAAUGGUACGCUCCCGAGUCGUACAAUUUCGGGACGUUUUCUCACGCCAGUGACGUUUGGAGUUUCGGUGUAACACUUUGGGAAAUGUUUUCAUUCGGACAGCAGCCUUACGGUGACAGAAGAGGAGUCGAUGUGAUUCAACUCGUGGAGAAAGGCGAACGACUCGAAAAACCAGAAGAAUGUCCGGAUGGCGUGUAUGUCGUGAUGCAAAGUUGCUGGUCGUACGCUCCGCAAGAUCGUCCAACAUUUAAGGAGCUCCUCGAGACAUUUAGCAGCGAUCCAGAAUACAUGAACCUUAAAGAGCUAGUAUCCGAGGUUGAUAUCAGUUGAUAACAAAUUGUGCGAGUUUUGAAUUCACUGAACGAAUCUUUGCUUAUGAAACAAAAUGACACAAGUCGUGAAUCCGCAAUCGGAGUGAACAGCACAACAAUUUGUGUAUACAAAGUACAGAUGAAAAAAAAAUUUACAGUGACGUUGUGAAUUGAACAAAAAAUUAAUGACAUGUUUACUGGAUAAAACUGCAGCAACAUUGUCAUUGAAAAAUCAGACGAUUCAUUAUCUCCUGAAAAUAAAGGAAAAAGCGAUUCAAGUUGAAGGUUUUUAUGAGCAACAAUAUAUUUAUCAUUCGAGAAAAAGUUGUCGGAACAAUAAUCGGCGAUGAGAGACCACAAACGUAAUUGCAUUCCUAGAGAACAGAAUUUUCGAACAGUGCGAAGUGCGGAGAACGCGAGUGUCGAAAACCACAACGUAAGAUCAAUUUUCCUCCUAUGAAUAGAGGAAAUUUCUUUUACAAUUUUUUUUUUACCAAUAUGUUUAACGAUUUGACGAGUAUACGAAGAGAAGCUUUUAUUGAGAUUCGUACAAGUUUAUUCGUGAGAAUCAUUGAGAUUGGGGUACUGUAUCGAAUGUAGUGCCAUUUCUAUAACCUUGGCCAUUUAUCAAUUUUGUAUAUAUUAUUUUCAAGCGUCGUAACGACGGAAGAGAAUGUUGAGAGAAGAAACUGUGGGUUUAUAAUAAAGAGAAGCAUGAAAUUUAA